AUGGCCACACUGUCGCUCCCGGAGUUCGAGCUCACGCUCGACGAGCAGCAAGCGGUGCCUUUGUUCUACGCAGAUCUUGAGGUCCUGGAUGACCCGGCGGUGCCUUAUGAGACCAAGAAGUGGAUGUUCGACACGAUUUUGAAAGACAUGGUGCCCUACCGGUACCACGACGGGCCACGGAUGUUCCCCGAUAUCAACUUCUACAUGACCCUUCUGUACAACCGGCCCAACGACGAAGGGGUCUGGGGCCUAGUCUACCGAUUUCACGAAUGGAUUUCCAUGAUGGCCACGUUUCACCCAGAGGAAGCAGACCAGGCCAUCGCGGCCUUGGAGCUUCGCGCGAUGUCCUACGGCUGGCCCAACACUCAGGCUCAAGAAACGUCGCCGGCGACUUCGCAGAUGGGGCAGGCCUCGACAUCACCUGGGCAGACGAUCGCUCCAUCACCGCUGGUUUCGUCGACGCCGGCUUCUCUCCAGGCGAAGAGAGCAAAGCCGAGCAACAUGUACGAAACAGAGCACCAGCACCCGAUUCUCACAGCAGAGCUCGUCGCUGCUCCUACCUUUCGAUACAAAGGCGUCGUUCAGAACAUGGACCACUUCGAGGAGCUCGACGAUGCCUACGAACGGCACGUCAAGCGCGCAGCGGGCAAGGCGCCCGACGAAGACGCCUCCUGGCCAUCGUCGGCCGAACAGCAACGCGCCUACGUCGAAAGCCUCUUCGGCCACGUUACCGACUUGGGCAACUUUUACGAGCUGAGAAAGGCACGCGAGCGCCUCGCCAAGCUUGAAAGUCAACAAGGUCGGCACUCAUCCGAGGCUGCCGAGACCCCCUCCAGGAAGCGAAGAAGGGGUGCGGGGGGACAGGACGCCAGUUUCGACGCCGCUGUUCGGCCGAAGGGCAUUAGCAAGACAGACUGGGCCCUGACGGACGCCGAGAGCGCACCCGUGGAACUGCUCGAGGCAGUGAUCCACUAUCAAAUCUCUGACGUUGAGAUUGAGCUUCUUUGUUGGAGACUGCUGCGGGCUGCGAUGGAGAUGCAGCUCGGAUUCACCAUGAGGCCACUUUGGUCUGGCUCAAAGACAAUCGCCAUGUGGGAGCACUUUGAUACAUUUGCCGAGAGAUGGCAGGCUAUAAGUGAGAACGUGCUGGACUGCAAGAUUCUCAUCCACUCUCUCACUCGAGCAGACUGGAUCUGCAAAUACGCCGGCGCCCCAUCCAAAGAGCGAGGUGGAAAGCUGAACAACGACUUGCUCAAUGGGCGCCGUGAUAUCCAGAACCAGGUGGGCCGCGACGUCAUCAAACAAAAGACGUUGCGCCAGGACUGGACGACCUCGGAAGACUUUGAGAUCCGCAACAAAGAGGGCGAACUGGUUCUAAAGGCAGGCCACUUGGGCGACAAGAAGCGUCGACAGCUCGCAGUCAGGAGCCAAAAGGAUGGGGAAAGCUAA
Molecule: messenger RNA, 1449 nt
Organism: Colletotrichum navitas
Lineage: Eukaryota; Fungi; Ascomycota; Sordariomycetes; Glomerellales; Glomerellaceae
Exons: 5
Coding region: 1-1449 (482 amino acids)
Source: RefSeq, a predicted model, not a curated record